UAUCGAUUCGCAUCGGAAGAGCAACGAAAGCGAGCGAAAGCCGCGUGUCAUCGCAAAGCCAGCGAGAGAAAAAGGCGCAUCGCGGUCAUCUUCCGGUUAACGACCAAGCGACGCAGCAGCGCUUUAGUCGUUGCUCGACUGGUGAAACCGUCGCUUCGAAGACAUAUACGCCCGUACGGUUCGGAGAAGAGGAUGAGGAGGAUCUGCUCGUUACUCGUCGUCGCGAGUUUCAUGGUGGCGGGGUGCGACGCCGGUGUCAGGAAGUAUCUCAGUCGGCCACUUAGGUUUAGAUACGCCAUGGCCGAUCAGGAGACUUCGGCUACUGCUGCGAAAGACGAGCAGCACCACUCUGCAGAAGAGGAGCAUCCUAGAGAAGAAGAGCACGUGGACAACGAGCACUCCGAGCAUGACAGCGAAUAUCACGAAGACCGAGGCAAAAAAGGCCACGAAGGCUACAAAGAUUACGAGGAGCACGAGAAAAAAGACGACAAGCAUCUGAAGAAGGACCGAGAUGAGCAGCAUUUCAAGGAAGCGAACGGCGACGAAGGUUCGAAGCACCACGACGAGGAUCAUUACGUUGAUCAUCGCAGGGACGAGAAGGACGAGAAGUCCGUCGAGUUCGGAGAGGAGGGAAAGCAUCAAAAGGGUCACAGUACCAAGGGCGAGCACAAUAUCUUCAAGAAAGUGCGUCUUCUGUGGCAUCACCAAGCGCGCACCGAGUUCAUUCUCGCAUUUUUUUCCUUUCGCAGGACGAGUACGAAAAGAAGGAUCAGUUUUACGACGAGUUUCACGAAGACGGCGAGCACGAGAAACACAGCGAUCAUCAUCGUCACCACGGUGCCCACGGCGGUGGUCAUCGCGAUUCUGGCCACGGUGGUGGCGAAGAGCACGAGGCCAAAGGAGGAGAACACGAGAAACAUCAUCACGAGCGCCAUCAUCGUAAGCAGGACGGCCACGAGGAGAAUGAAGCCCAAGACCAUCAGAGUCAUCACGACGAUAAAUUCGUUAAAAAGGGCGGCAAUUCCGAUGGAAAAAUAUGGUCCCACAAACAUUGAUCGCGAUUUUUUAUAAACGUUAUUUUUGCAAUUCCGCCGGGAGAAAAGUCAUUCGUACGAUAGCGCGUUUAACCGGAGACUGACGAACCAAGAGCGACCGAGACGCGUAAAGCCAUUAAGAGUCUCGGACAAAUUUCUUUUGAUACAACGACAUUUGCAACGUUACGUUUCGCAACGCGAGCGUUCGCGAUGUCGACACUCAAUUCCAAUUAUAUCGCGGUCGGAAUCGCAAUAACUGCCUUCGGAUAUAUAGCAUCGCGACAGUAGCAUCGUGAGAAACGUCCGCUUCGAAAGUGAAAACAGUGGCUGUGAAAUUGGUUACACUCCGUUAAACCUCUGAGCUACGCAGUGUGCCUGCGAUUGUCUGUGUACGUGUCGGAUUGGCUGAAAUCUGUAUUACAUUAAUCUUAUUCUAUUCGUAAAUAAUGAAAUAUUUAGAUGAAGUAU
Molecule: messenger RNA, 1502 nt
Organism: Phymastichus coffea
Lineage: Eukaryota; Metazoa; Arthropoda; Insecta; Hymenoptera; Eulophidae
Product: histidine-rich glycoprotein-like
Exons: 4
Coding region: 193-1071 (292 amino acids)
Source: RefSeq, a predicted model, not a curated record